AUGCCGAAGAGUGACACGUGGCCGGGUGGCGUUGCCAUGGAAUCACUGAUCAAUAUGGACAGCGCUGGGAGCUAUGACAGUGUGGUCAGCAUGAACUCUGGCUUUGUGCGUGCAGAAGCUAUUUCCCCCUUUACCCUUAACCACUAACCAGGAGAAUAGCUGAGACCCUGAUUUCACCAGUUUAUUGUUUAUUUUGUUUAUGUGCUGCACUGCUGCCUUUGUGGUAAACAUUUUGGAAUUGAUCUAGCUAGAGGCAAUGUGUCAAAAAUUGAAAGAGCGCCUUUCUCGCUCCCGUCUUGGAAUGGAUGUAUUGACUAUAAAUUGAUAUUCUUAUAUACAGUAGUACCACUGUCUCCCAAUGCUAAGUCAGUGGGCUCCAGGGCUUGUUCAUGUUGUGGGUGAGAGAUUCAGAUGUUUGUUCAGAGAGGGGCCUUUGAGGGGUUCCACAGAAUGAGAGAGACAUUAGAGAGAGCGACUGCUUUGAGGACCCAGUCUGUUCAUUUCAGAGCUGUUCAGAGGCCCCUCACUAAAAUCCACUGCAAUACAUUCCUCUGGCAGUGCAGUAUAGGAUGAAAGCUAAAAGCUAGCCGGGAGGAGUGCUGAGGUAAUUUCUAAUUCCAUCCCUGCUGUGUGAAAGGUAAACGUAACUUUGAUCCGCUCUGUGUCUACAGUCUCACUGGGCCUCAAUGUGCUGUUCAGCCUAGCUGAAAGCAACACAUAGACUGACUAUUAAGAACUGAAAACCAAGCCAAAAGAGUUUGAAGGCCUCACCUAACUUUAUACAAGGAUAUAUUGUACACAGACAUACCUCCCAGCUAGCACAUUUGGUUCCUUGGAAGUUGUGGGAACGUAUAUUUUUGGUUUCACAUUGGUUGUGGGAACAAAGCCAUACGUUUCCUGACUGGUAAAACUGAUUGUUUUUUAAACAUUCUGAGAACAGAAGUGAACAUUUCGCCUGUUCUGGGAAUGUUUAUUUUUAGGUUGCAGGGAGGAUCUGAGAACAUUUUCCUCUGGUUCCUUGAAAGUGUUCCUGGGAGGUUUUAUUAAUGCUCUGAGAACAGAAAUGAUAGGUUAUUUGGAGGUUUUUUAAUAAUUUCCUUAAAACUUUCACUGAAUGUUUUAAUAACACUGCUAACUUAUUUUGGGUUAACUUUUUUGAACUUCAAGCACAGAUGGAAAUUCAUUUCCUUAGGCAUUAAUCAUGUCUUUUUUAUUGUGACACGGCAUCAGUGAGAUUCAAACCUAUAAUCUUCUGUUCUCUAUCCAUGGAAUUAAUCCACUGCGCCACCAGGAUGGCGCUAGCAUGCCAUGUUUUUUUACGCAUACAAAGCUGUUAAUUUUAGUCUAUUCAAACACACCCCAUAUAAGCACUCAUUAAGAUCAGGAGUUGCCAAUUAGGGGGCAUGGCCAACACACCUGAACACACUUAACAUGAUUGAGGAUAGAGAGAGUUUUGUUGAUGCUGAGAACGGAAUGUAAAUGUUUUAAAAUAACAUUCUUAGAACGUUCUCUGAACAUUACCAAAGUUUUCUUGUGGUUUUUAUGGAAUGUUUUCUUAACGUUCUCGGAACAAUUUGAGAACAUUACUUUAAAUAGAACCAUGAGGAAACCUGUAGGAAAUGUUAUUCUGAAGGACUGAAAUUCUCACAGAAAAACAUUGUUUCUUAACCUUCUUGGAACAAUUUGAGAACAUUACUUUAAAUAGAACCAUGAGGAAACCUGUAGGAAACAUUAUGCUGAAGAACUGAAAUUCCCACAGAAGAACAUUGUUUCUUAACAUUCUCUAAACUAUUUGAGAACAUUCUCAACGUCAAACCAGUUAGAGAACGUUCCUAGAACAUUACCAAAAUUCAAAUUAAAUGUAACCAUGUUCUAACUUUUAGGAAACGUUCUGUUAAAGUAAUGAAAUACCAAGAAUAUAUAUCUUUUUUUUUGUCAAGUUCCUUAAAUGUGCUGAGAAUGUUCCAAAGCCAAGCAACUGUCCUGCACCAUUCCCAGAAGUUGUGGGAAGGUUGUAUACAAAAUAACCAUAGGACAACCACAUAUGGUUCUCAGAACAUUAUGUGCUAGCUGGGCUGUCAUACAGUUCUACAUACAGUAGUUAUGUAAUCUUGAUUAAAGGGUAGCAAUUAAUUGCAUUGUUAUUUUAUUCUGAAUCUGUUUGUUCUCUACAGUUCCAGGUUGUCUAUGUUUACGGGUUUCUUCUUUUUGUCGUCUUUGUGUUUGUGUUUGUGUGUGGGUGUGCGUGUGUGUGAGGUAGAGUGAUGACAGUCUGGAGCACCUCUCUAUUGAGGAGCGGGCGUGCCUCAUGUUUCUGGAGUCCACCAUUGAGUCUCUGGAGAUGGAGGAGGACAGUGGCCUGUCCAAUGAUGAGCCAGACCCCAGCAGCCUGGCAGCCAAACAUGGCCACCUCUCUAUGGCACAGACUAGACUGGAGGGUGAGUACGACUAAAAAUAGUUUGUUCACGUCUAUGCAGUUGUUUUAUCAGGAUUUUCCCAUGCAGGAGACUAACUAAUGUGUCCAGGUUUUGGGUCAGGAUUGUGCGAGCCAAGCUUAGCAACCUGUGAGAAUUUUAUAGUAAAAUAAUUCCUGCUGUUUCUGCGUGUCUUCUAGAUGUGUCAAAACUCCAGCAUGAUGACUCAGGAAGAGAUCAGAAGUCCUUUCUGAACUGCAGAGUGCCUACACCACUUCUACUGGCAAAUGGCCUUGCCAGUAUCCAGAUCAAAGCCACAGGGGCAACCACCCAUCCCAAGGCUCCAGGGGAAGCCACACAGCCCAGUGUCCCAACUGCAGCAAUUGAGCCCAAAGCCCCAGUAGUAGCAACCCAGCCCAGUACCGCAGGGGCAGUCACUGAUCUAAAACCCCCAAAGGUAAUCACUGAACCCACAGUCCCAGAGGUAGUCACAGACCCUAAAGCUCCAAAGAAAGCAACUGUGCCCAAGACCUCAGAGUUGACUUCUGACAUCAAAGCUCCUGGGUUGGCCACUAUCACAAAAGUUCCGGUGCUGUCCACUGAGUCUAAAACCCCAGAGUUAGCUACAGACCCCAAAGCUUUUGAGUAUGCCGUUAAUUUUCAAGUCUCUGGAUCGGAAACAACUCCUUCCUCAGCCACCUCAGAUUUACCCAAAGAUGAUUCUGUGGACAACAUGCCCAAAGGAGUCUCUGUAGACAGCAAGCCUGCGAAGUGCAACAUUAAGGUUCCCUCUGAGCUGGAUCUGAAGCUGAUUCCCCCUCCCUCAGACUUCAGGGAUGUUGAGCUAGAGGAAGAGAGUGAUCCUCCAGUGCCUGCAGAACUCAGAGGUCCUCUGACCUACAGUGAGCUGGAGCAGCUACGCAGGCAGGUCUCCAUGAAGAGAGCUGCACCAGCCUCACCUGGAACCCAAGAGGCACCACCUUCUAAACCCCAUGUUGAUCUGCCUGUCAGUACCCAAGCACCACUCUCCCCCUCAGAUGUCCUACCCACCCCCAUUACUGAGGCCCUGGAACCAAAGAGCCGGCCCGCUGUGGCCCCUAAGCCCAAGAGGCUUCCCUACAACAUCAUACUGAAGUUCCACAAGUUAGACAGUCACCCAGGCCCCUCUCUGCCCUCGCCCAUUGACAGGUCGAUGAUUGACCCCCAUAAGGUGCGCUUGGAGGCCCUACGGAAGCUCGGGCUCCUGAAGACUGAGGAUGGAGACUCAGGCGCUGUAGUUUCAUCCAAAUCCCAGAAGUCAUGUGCACCCCCUCCUUCUCCUCGCAGCCUGGUUGCCACCCAGACCAAAGCCUCAACCCAAAUCCUUACCCCAGCUCCAGUCCCAGCCAUCACCCUUACCCCAGUCCCUGCCAUCACCUUUACCCCAGUCCCUGCCCCAGCACUAACCCCAGCCCUAGUCCCAGCCCCAGUUUCAGCGACUACCCCAGCCCCUCCCACUACCCCAAUCCCAGCCCCAGUCCCCGUCCCAGCCACUACCCCAGCCCCAGUCCCAGCCCAAUUCAGUGACAAUGCCAAACCUCUGCCCUCACCUGCUACACUUCCUUCACCACCCAAGCAUAUUCCCCCUCCCAUAAGGGUUAGAUCAGCCACUCUGGAGCGCUCUGGCAUGGGCCUGAGCAGCUACAUGGCCAGCAAUGCCUCCCUCAGGGCUAACCGAGGUCCCAAUGUCCCACUGUUCCCUGGCGACCUGCGCAACUCUAGACCCCGCCCCGCCUCCCUAGGAACUGGGAAAGACUUUGUGAAUGUUCAGGGUGAGGCCUCCCACCCCCAGCCAGGUCAUGGGGGGUCCCAGAACAAGCUGCCCUGCUCCCAUGGCAUCAGUGUGCUCAUCUGCCCCAAAAGCAAGAGUGGAGAGGCCCGACGGGAGGCCCUGAAGAAGCUAGGACUGCUGAGGGACUGA
Messenger RNA from Coregonus sp. 'balchen', 4374 nucleotides. NCBI's taxonomy places the organism in Eukaryota, Metazoa, Chordata, Actinopteri, Salmoniformes, Salmonidae. The record is from the annotation of a GenBank genome assembly.